Messenger RNA from Dendronephthya gigantea, 4122 nucleotides. RefSeq lists its product as uncharacterized. The transcript is spliced from 4 exons. The record is from RefSeq and is a predicted model, not a curated record. Bases 499 to 3927 code for a protein of 1142 amino acids. Gene Ontology annotation, cellular component: membrane. Lineage: Eukaryota; Metazoa; Cnidaria; Anthozoa; Malacalcyonacea; Nephtheidae.
GGUUUUUGACGGUGAAAUUUGAUAUAUAUUUCAGCUCUAAAUUAAAGUUCUCGCUUAAAAAAUGUUUAGAAUAAUAUAUUUGGCGGGCAAUGCCAAUGGCGCGUAAAAUGCUAAACAGCAAAAUUAAACAUGCACGCAUGAGCACUAUAUAGUUCUUUCAGAAAAGUAAUCAAACAACUUCUAAUAAUUGGUGGUGUACCUAAAUAGGAAAGGACCUAAAUCAUAUCAGGAAAUAUUGACAUAUAUACGUUGUGUAUCGAUCAUAUUACAAUAAAACAUUCUGGACAUGUAGCAUGCGCUUUGCGCUCGCCUAUGUUUUGUCGUUCGGUUAAAAGAAUCCGGCCCAUUAUUUUUGCUGGUGUUUUCAAAUUGAGAAAAGAUGAUGGUAAAUACUUUGCAUUUUAAAUAUAAUCAAUUUGUGGUUAAAUUCUAAAGUUAAAGGUGUUUAAAUUCUCGACGUUUACACUCCUACGACCUUCGCAAGUGUUAUGUUAAAUCAUGGCUUUUUCUUUACCAAUCGAAGUUGUGUACAAUGCGUUUUAUUUCUCAUUCUACGCUGGUUAUGCUCCGUUUAUAAUGUUCCGACCAGUCUAUUUCAAGUACAUUGGACUAAGUCCAGUAUUCGUAGGACUUUUAUGCGGUUUGCGUUUUAUUCUACAGUCAACAGGUACGCCUUUAUUAAUCAUUCUUGCAGAGAGACUGCGCUCCCGAAAGUUAUUGUUUGUAAUAUCAUAUAUUGUUCUCAUGGCCAAAUUAUUGAUCAUACUCGUUGUAUUGCGUCCACGGCAUCAGAUGUGUGUGAUUAAAUAUUCUGGUGAUCGAACUAUGUCUAUGCAACAUUCCUUUGUUAUUCAUCACGUGCUCUUGAAACGAGAUGUGUUCGAGAACUGGAAUGAAACGAACGAAGAUGAAGCAAUAUUAUGGGGAAUGUCAGUCGUUAAUAAUAAAACAUUAAACACAACGCACAGUCCGGUUUCUUCAAAAUUUCAAGAAGCUAUACAUACAACCUCAGCGCUACAGUCUAAAAUUUCUACCACCAUCAGUUCUGACAAAUCUAACAAUGGUCUCCAAGCCUCUGCAACGCCAGGUAUCACAGAACAUAUAAUCUAUAAUGAUAAAGAAGAAUUAUUUCGUAUCUUCUUGUGUUUGUUAGUUCUUGUUCUAUUAAGUGAUGCUUUUGAUUCUACCAUGUUCACUUUGGUUGAAGAAUCCUGUUCUGUCAGCACAGAUGCUGACCACUAUGGACAGGCUCAAACGUGUGGUACUGUAGGCUGGGGUAUCAUUGUACCUAACAUAGGUAUCAUUAUUUACUAUUUCAACCAAGAGUUAUGCGGAAAGUUUAUUGGAUCGUUCCAUUAUGUAUUCUACUUUGCAUUUGCGUUCCUUACCGUUGCUUUCUUCUGUGGCUUGUGCCUGGAUUACCCAACAAAUACACAAGAUAUACUUGUGCGCAAAGUACAGGGACCAUCAUCCAAUUUUCAGUACAGUAUGUUCACUUUUGCAUCAUCCUAUUCUGGAUUUUGUAAUGGAUUUCUAUUAACAUUCACCUACUGGUUUAUUGAUAAUCUUGGUGGCAGUGCUAUGGUUAUGGGUCUUACCACUGGAUGCAGGGCAGUUGUCAACAUCAUUAUAGCCGUGGUUUUAGUUAAGGCAAUUGAACACAUAGGACAUCAAAUAAUAGUUCAUAUUGGCAUUGUUUGUCAUAUUAUUGUUUUUGUGAUUUAUUUCUCAAUCAAAAGGCCAUUGCUUGUCUUGGUUGCAGAAGUUUUUCAUGCAACAGUUCAUAUUGUGAUAACACGUACUUGCAGCUCAUUUCUUUCAAUGAAGGCACCGACAGGAUCUAGUCCAAAAAUGCAAGGAAUUCUUCAAGGAAUAUACUGGGGCCUGGGUACAGGUUGUGGUGCCAUACUCGGUGGAUAUUAUCUCGAAUAUUCUGGUUUUAGAAUGUCAUUCAUUGGAUUCUCAAUCAUCACUAGUAUUGUUUGUAUUGUGUUCCUUAUUCUACAUAUCUUGUUAUAUCUUAUUAAUCCUGAAAUAACCAUGGACGAUAUUUGGACAGUGUGGUCAGCAGCUGCCAGUAAUUACGAAAGUGAAUACGAAGGUUCCGCUGAAGAGUCUGAUGAUUUUCGUGUAUUUAUAAACAUGGCAGACUUACGAGAAGCUAACAGUGAUGAAGGAAAUCAAAGUAAAAAUACGAAGUCAAAGACGAAGAAAAGAAUGAAGACUACGAACACUAACAAAGACGAUAGUGGAUGUGGCAAUAUUUCAUCUUUCUGCUCCAAUGUACGGACAAAUUGCACAGAUGAAUCAGCCUCUUAUAAAUUUUUUAAUUUUUUCUUCUACGGCGCUGUUCAAACAUUUAAUUCCUAUAUCUCAGUGUAUUUAAAGAGUCUGGGUUUAACAGCCAGUCACGUUGGCUUGAUAAACGGAUCACAUCCUCUACUGCAAAUCAUUGGCGCUCCACUCGCAGGAAUACUCGGAGACCGUUUCAAGAUUAAGCGGGUACUUUUGUUAGUAGGACUAGUUGUUAUGACUGUACGAACUAUGUUAUAUCUGCCGGUUCAACCAGAGAAACAAGUAUGCAAUAUUGUGUAUGUCAACAAGACUCAUCACAAAGUUAUUUCGUCCAAAUUUAUUGAAUUUCACAUCACAAAGCGAUCCAUGCGAGAUCAAUUUAUGGCGUCUACGAAGUAUGUUAACAAUAAAACGUGGGGAAAAGAAACUACAUCGGCAAAGAAUUUACUUCACAAUAGUCUAGAUUCUAUGGAUUAUGUUUUCAAUAAUUCAAACGACGAAUCAGAUGUGACAAAGGAAGUACGCCCAAACACGGAAGUGGAUCCCUUUCUAUCGCCUCCAAGCGUGGUUAUCAAGAAGACCAAAGAUUAUAAGUUGAUUUAUGUGAAAACGGAAGAUCAAGAUGAAAUAGAACGCAUUUUUAUAGUUCUUUUAUGUCUUGCGCUAUUCGGAGAGAUAUUCGAAGCCCUUGUUUCGACCAUAGCCGAUACUUGCUGCCUUGACUACCUCGGGGAAGAGAGAGAACGUUUUGGGAUGUUUCGAUUUUGGGGUGCCCUAGGUGCAGGUAUAACUUCACCAAUAAGCGGCGCUAUAUUUGAUCAUUAUGGACAAAUGAUUUGUGGUCGAACCGUGAGCGGAUAUCAUUACUUAUUUUACAUCUAUUUUGCAUAUCUUUGUGCUGCUUUCAUCGCUGCGACACAUUUUAGAUAUCGCUAUGAUACUUCAGUGUCCACAUCAAAGAACAAAAAUAUAAAGGACGCCUUGCUUAAUUUGAAUUAUGGAAUAUUUCUUUUGGUUACACUAUAUAUGGGCCUCUGUUAUGGAUUUUUAACCAGUUUCAGCUUUUGGUUUUUGGAUGAUCUUGGUGCGAAUGCAGUUCUUCUUGGCGUGGCUUCAUCCCUUAGGAGCGUGGCUGAAAACUGUGUUUAUUUUGUUUCACCCUUCGUUUUGGUCCGUUUUGGCCACGUCAACAUAGCAGGUGUCUGUCUGUUGGUGUUUGGAGUUACAUGUUUGUUAUACUCCUUUCUGUUUAACCCCUGGUUUGCAAUUCCUCUUGAAGUUCUGUCUACAGGGGCCUACGCAUUUUCCUGGACAACAUGCGUUUCGUAUCUCAAUCGAGCGGCACCACCGGGCUCUAGUACUACCGUUCAAGGUAUUGUGCAAGCAUCAUUCUGGGGACUUGGUUUUGGUGGUGGUUCAAUCAUCGGAGGAUUUUCAUUCCGGGUGUUUGGAGAACGAGAAAGCUUUCGUGGUUUUUCUGUCGCUUCAUUUACUGUCUUUGUCUUCUUCGUUAUUAUUCAAUGUAUAUUAUCAUCAGCUGAGAAAAAAGAAAAAGGUUCUAAAUAUCAAGCUUUAUCCAAUAAAGAAGAAAUUUCUCAGGCACAGAGUCCAUCGAGCGAAGAGAACAAUUAAAGGAACAUAAUAAAUUACUUUAAUAAACGCCAAACUCCAUGUGCAUGAUAAUCCGGCGAAAAUUCAUAUCAUCGUGUGCCUGCAGAGGUACAUGCAUGUAUGUAUACACGUUCUAAAAAUUAUUAGAAAAUUUUAAUUUUCAUGCAAAAAAGCAUUGUUUUAAUCGAGUUGUGACUUCAAAAGAUCUUUUUCAAA